Messenger RNA from Protopolystoma xenopodis, 1107 nucleotides. NCBI's taxonomy places the organism in Eukaryota, Metazoa, Platyhelminthes, Monogenea, Polystomatidea, Polystomatidae. The record is from the annotation of a GenBank genome assembly.
GGAAAUGAGGAUUCUGAUCAGUUAGCCUUAUUAGCCAAACUUGCGCUUUCUAAACACGAUAAUCGCCCCCUUCCUUCAUCGCUUCGCUUUGAUACUGGAUCUAAAUUUGGAGCACCUAACGAAGACGAGGUUGACUCUAAAAACCGUAAUAAGAAAGAUGAUCAUUCUGUUCAAUUUAAUUCCCAGCUAUCAAUCGUUCGAUGUCCUUCAGUCAUAAUCAGCUCACCCCGUAUUAUUUCUGGCCCUGGAACUGCUACCACAGCUUCUUCUCUUUUGUCGUCGCACAACAGAACGUAUUUACUUUCGUCUAAUCGAUCUGGUCAGAACGUUCCACUCCACGUGCAACGCAUUGGUCAGCCCGGCGCUUCGCACAUUUUGCUUAGACCACAGACUGCUUUUAUUUCAAAUGUCAGCGGAAGAAGACUCACACCCUUUACAUCCAACAUUAACAUACGUUGUAUUUGCGGUUUUACUCACGAUGAUGGUUGUCUUGUUCAAUGCGACACCUGCAAAAUUUGGCAGCAUGGAGAAUGUGUUACGGCUUAUCCGUCGACCCCCCUACCUUCAAUUUAUUUCUGCGAACUUUGCAAUCCUAGAACUUUGCGCGUGGCUGAAGCUAUUUCUCUCCAACGUCGCAAGCUUAAUGUAUCUGGUAGCAAUUCUUCCUCGUUCAUUUGUCCAAAAGGGCCUUCCUUACCUAGCUUUCGUCAACCCAACGGACAGUAUCGUCCGGGAACUAACAGCUCAUCCUCUCUUCCAGCGGCAAGCCGAAUCUUAGUGGCUUCGGCUGGUACGCCUGGCUCUGCUCGUUCUGGAUCUGUCCAAGUGCGUUUAACUGCACAACCCUUAGCUUCUGCUUCAGAGGGCCUUCUUCGGCAACGAAAGCCUACUAAUAACCAAACUACUGAAUAUGCAUUCUUUGCCUCUCAAACCGCGCAUGGAAUUCAAGGCCAUUAUUAUCGCUUAGGGCUUGACCGUCAUAGCUCCCUGCGUCACGUGGCCUCUCGUGCGAUUGGUAUCUCUGGCGCGUCUCUAACUGCUCCCCAAUCUAGAACUUCAAAGCGAAAACAGGAUCUGUACAACUGUGUUGCAGCACGUGAGUCAUUU